Ciona intestinalis (vase tunicate) is the source of this 1773-nucleotide messenger RNA. Its product is annotated as ribosome biogenesis protein wdr12-like. Gene Ontology annotation, cellular component: PeBoW complex; preribosome, large subunit precursor. Gene Ontology annotation, biological process: maturation of LSU-rRNA from tricistronic rRNA transcript (SSU-rRNA, 5.8S rRNA, LSU-rRNA); ribosome biogenesis; maturation of 5.8S rRNA from tricistronic rRNA transcript (SSU-rRNA, 5.8S rRNA, LSU-rRNA). Gene Ontology annotation, molecular function: protein binding. The record is from RefSeq and is a predicted model, not a curated record. Lineage: Eukaryota; Metazoa; Chordata; Ascidiacea; Phlebobranchia; Cionidae.
CUUAAGUAGCCAUAAGGUAUCGUUUUAAACUUUGUGUUUAAUCCAAACUGAAGAGCGAGGGUUAUCAGUACAAUGGCUCACUUCCAAAUUAAACUUUUCACACAACAAAAACAGUUUUCAGUUACUGAUAAUACGUUUUCUGUACCUGGUAGCAGCACAUGCACAGAAUUGAAUGAUUUAGUGAACAAACUUUUGUCAGAAGAUAAGGAUGAAAGCACCAGAUCUGACUUCGACUUUCUUGUUAACGAUGAGUUUAUAAGAACUUCAUUGGUUGAUCAUGUUGAAACUAAAGGGUUGUCCUCUGAAUCUGUAAUAGAUGUGGAAUAUUUGCAACGUAAGCAAGCACCAGAGCUUAAACAUUCAUUUCAACAACCAGAUUGGAUAAGCAGCAUAAAAACAACUGAGAAAUUUAUUAUAACUGGAUCAUAUGACUGUGCGGUGACUGUUUGGGACAGAGUGACCACAAAACAGUUGGUUAGUGGUAUUGGCCAUUCUGAACCUGUGAAGUCAAUUGCAAUAAUCAACUAUAAUUCUGAUGAAAAAAAGCAAAAGAUAAGUUUUGUUAGCACGUCACAAGACCAACAUGCUGUUAUUUGGACGUAUAACUCAUCAACUAAUCAGUUGAGUUCAUUGUUUUGUUGUAAAGGUCACUCAAAGAGUGUAGAAUGUGCUGCUAGCAAUGAAAAGAAAUCUAUUUUUGCGACUGGCUCGUGGGAUUCUACAAUAAAGGUUUGGUCAUCCUCUGUUACACCAGAAGAAGACACACAAGAGGUCAUCAAUUCAAGCAAAAAGAAAUUCAAAAGUGGGAAAAAAAGUCUGACUAGGACGGCGAAAGUAACACUGUCGGGCCAUACAGAGGUUGUGUCGGCACUCACAUGGUUGAAUGAAAAUGAAAUUUGUUCUGGAUCUUGGGAUCAUACUAUUCGAAUCUGGGAUAUUGAUACAGCAGUAGAGAAGUCCCACAUGCGAGGAAUGAAGUCUAUUUUAUCGCUUGAUUAUUCCCAUCUUAGUAGAUUGGUUGUGACGGGGAAUACAGAUCGCCAUGUAAGGUUGUGGGAUCCUAGGAGUGGUGAAGGGGCCGUCGUGAAGUGUAAUUUAACCUCACAUAUUGGCUGGGUGACUUCUGUUCACUGGGCCCCUAAUGAUUCUCAUACAUUAGUGAGUGGAUCAUUGGACAACUGUGUUAAAAUGUGGGACACAAGGAGUCCUAAGGCCCCAUUAUACGACCUGCAAGCACACACAGAUAAAGUAAUGUCUGUUGAUUGGUCUUUGCCGGACAUUGUAGCCAGUGGAGGGGCUGACUGUAAAGUGUUUACUUUUACAGUUAACACUGGUGCAGUGGAUAAUGUAUACGGAUGAAAGCUGCAAAUCCAUUAUGAGUAAUAAUUGCUAUUUACGCAAUGAUUGUGGUUUCAAUGCAUCAAUCUUGAACACUAAAACAUACCCAAAAUGUUUAUGUUUUAAAUAAUUAUAAACUUGACCAGAGUACCUGUUUAUUGAAUAAUAUUCCUUACUAUGUUUUUGAUAAGGGCUAUAUUGGCAUUUGCAGAAGAUAACUAUAAUAUAAUCUUUAUCGCAAAAGUUUGGUAAAAAUAUUGUUAAAAUCUGUUUAACAUCUCUAAAAGUGUCGCUUUUUUGUUGGGGUUAUAUUUAGGAUUACUAUUUUAGGGUUACUAAUAAGUUUCAACCAAAAUGAGUAGUUUUAUUUUAAAAUCAUCCAGAUUUUUGCAUUGUGUAUAGGCGUAUAGCAUUUCACUCAUUUUACUAUUUCAG